Messenger RNA from Gorilla gorilla gorilla (western lowland gorilla), 3296 nucleotides. RefSeq names its product zinc finger and SCAN domain containing 9 (gene ZSCAN9). The record is from RefSeq and is a predicted model, not a curated record. Gene Ontology annotation, molecular function: RNA polymerase II cis-regulatory region sequence-specific DNA binding; DNA-binding transcription factor activity, RNA polymerase II-specific. Lineage: Eukaryota; Metazoa; Chordata; Mammalia; Primates; Hominidae. Bases 1590 to 2987 code for a protein of 465 amino acids. The transcript is spliced from 3 exons. Gene Ontology annotation, biological process: regulation of transcription by RNA polymerase II.
GUCGGCAUCUUUCUUCCCUGCCCGGCCAUUGUUCGUGCCGCGCUUCUAGCAACGCUGGGCCGGUAACCCCCUCUCCCUCCUUGCGCGUUCCGGGUCUCGUGAGUUGGCUGUGGGGACCGGGAAUGGAGGCGGGUCAGGGAGGGUGGGGCUGGAAAAGGGGUGUGGAAAGUGAACCUCAGCCGCUGGGAAGUGGGAGCCGGAGGAGGGGGCGGCGGUCAGUGCCGGGCGGCUUCGGGCGUCCCCUAGACCAGAGUGGCCAUCCCCAGCAGUGGGGACAUUGUACAAGAAAGGGUUGUAGGAGGACUGCGAGGCUGAAGGGUCACCUCGGUGAAUAACGACAACAGGCUUAGGACUCAGGAAAAGAAACACCCGGGAGAGGAAGUUAAGGACAAUUAAGACUUUGGCAGCCUUCACGAUGGAGAACCUGUAUACCCUCUUACCUCUAGAUUCUGAAAGUAAAUUAAGGGGCGUUGAAUGGACUGGUUUUGAAGCGCAGAAUGUAGCAGUUCCCGAUUCCCUUUUCCUUAGUUAAUUGAUUCUCAAACCUUAUAAUACAUACAAAUCACUGAGGAGCCCGUUAAAGGGCAUAUUCUGGGUCUCCCUGUACUUCUCUCCACCUCCCAAUUCAGAUUCCCCAGAUGUCUGCCAUAGAGCCUUUCAAGCUGGAAUUCAGCUGCUGCGCUGUGCUCCCUGACAUUUUGGAGACACACAUUUUGGGAACACCCCCAUGGGUUUCAGGGGCUUCCUGCGUCUGUGGAGAAAACUUUUCCCUUGGGCUUCUUUGGCUUCUUAGGAUUGUCCUCAAAAAGAAGUUGACCUUGGGCAAUCUACUUUCCCUGGCUUCCAUUUCUUAUCUAGUGAAAUAAUUAUUAUAAUAAAACCUCAGUGGGUAAUUGUGAGGAUGAAAUAUAGUCUUGUAUCUGAAAGCAUAUUGUAGACUUGUGCAGUGUUGACUGUUAUUCUUCAGUAGCAGCAGGGCGGUGUGGAAAGCUCCAGGACUUGGAAUCCACCUAAGCCUUUCUUUCUGUAAAUUUAGUGAAAAUAAUACCAACCUUAAAUGGUUGUUUUGAAGAUUAAGAAAACUGAAGUAAAUAGUAAAGUAAAUGUUGGUUCAUUCAUUUAGUCGACAGUAACAAUAUUUCCAUUUAUUCUUUCUCUAAGUUGAUGUUUAUACAGUGAGUUCAAACUUUUUAUUCAGACUUUCUGAGUGAUCGGUGCAGUCCCUAAUUCAUGGGCUGUUUUCCUCCAUGAACUCUGUGAAGUAUUAUUGCUAUUUCUUCUUCACAUAAAGAAACCAAGAUUGAAAGAAGAUUUAAAAACAUGGCACAAGGUCACACAACUAGUAAAUAUUAGGAUCAGAAUAAAACCUAGGUCUGGGUCAGGUGUGGUGGCUGACACCUGUAAUCCCAGCACUUUGGGAAGCCAAGGUGGGAGGAUCACUUAAACCCAGGAGUUUGAGGUUGCAGUGAGCUGUGAUUAUGCCACUGCACUCCAGCCUGGGAAACAGAGUGAAAUUCCCCAUUUAAAAAAAAAAGAAAGAAAGAAAACCCAUAUCUGGGUAACUUAAAAGCUUAUGCUCUUUGCACAUUAUGAAUAUAUUUCCAUUAUUUCCAUCCUUUGGUCACCAAAUCACUUUUCAGAGAAGAGCUGUAGGGCCUAUGAUAAUUUCUUGUAUUAUCAGUUUGUGUCAUCAGCUAUUAUCAUUUUUCUAUAUAAAUAAUUUAUUUUUACUGCUUAGGCAAGCGCCUCCAAGGUUUGUCUUGAAGCAUAGCUCCAGCUGGAGGGUACCUUUUAAGGUCAAGAUGAAUACAAACUCAAAGGAGGUUUUAUCCCUGGGUGUUCAAGUUCCCGAGGCAUGGGAAGAACUUCUGACAAUGAAAGUGGAAGCAAAAAGUCACCUUCAAUGGCAGGAAUCCAGACUGAAACGCAGUAAUCCACUGGCAAGGGAAAUCUUCCGAAGGCACUUUCGACAGCUGUGCUACCAAGAGACCCCUGGACCAAGGGAGGCUCUUACUCGACUCCAGGAACUUUGCUACCAGUGGUUGAGGCCACAUGUGAGCACAAAGGAGCAGAUUUUGGAUCUGCUGGUGCUGGAGCAGUUUCUAUCCAUUCUGCCCAAGGAGCUCCAGGGCUGGGUGAGGGAACACUGUCCAGAGAGUGGAGAAGAGGCUGUGAUUUUGCUGGAGGAUCUGGAGAGAGAGCUCGAUGAACCACAACAUGAGAUGGUGGCCCACAGACACAGACAAGAAGUCCUCUGUAAAGAGAUGGUGCCUCUAGCAGAGCAGACACCACUGAGCCUUCAGUCCCAGCCUAAGGAGCCACAGCUCACAUGUGACUCUGCUCAGAAGUGCCAUUCUAUUGGAGAGACAGAUGAAGUAACCAAGACUGAGGACAGAGAGUUGGUGCUAAGGAAAGACUGUCCUAAGAUAGUGGAACCACAUGGGAAAAUGUUUAAUGAGCAGACCUGGGAGGUAUCACAGCAGGAUCCCUCACAUGGAGAAAUUGGUGAACAUAGGGAUAGGAUAGAGAGGCAGUGGGGAAACCUCUUAGGAGAGGGGCAACACAAAUGUGAUGAAAGUGGGAAGAGCUUUACUCAGAGCUCAGGUCUCAUUCGACAUCAAAGAAUUCAUACUGGAGAAAGACCUUAUGAAUGUAAUGAAUGUGGGAAAGCCUUCAGUCGAAGUUCUGGUCUUUUUAAUCACCGAGGAAUCCACAAUAUACAGAAACGGUACCACUGCAAGGAGUGUGGGAAGGCCUUCAGUCAGAGUGCGGGUCUUAUCCAGCAUCAGAGAAUCCACAAAGGAGAAAAGCCGUAUCAGUGCAGUCAGUGCAGUAAGAGCUACAGUCGGCGUUCAUUUCUCAUUGAACAUCAGAGAAGCCACACAGGGGAGCGACCUCACCAGUGCAUUGAAUGUGGGAAAAGCUUUAAUCGACACUGCAACCUCAUUCGCCAUCAGAAGAUCCACACAGUGGCUGAGCUGGUCUAGGGCUUGGCUAUGAGCAAGUUUUCCAGAUCACCACCCAAGUUGUGUGGGGCAGGUUGAGACUAGAAAAUGCCUCUUUCUUCCUUUCUCCAUGAAGUGUGUUUGAAACAAAUCCUGACUUAAGGCCCAGGGACUUCCUUAAAGGAAAGUUGGGUGUUUGAAGCUACUGUUUUCUCUUUUGUUCGUUUUACCUCUUUCUUACUCUUACUAGCUGUGUCCCUCUUAUUUAUAAUUUAUUUAUUUUUUUGAGAUGGCUGCUAAACCCUUCUAAUAAUAUAAUAAAUGGCACUGCCACAGCCAACAUGCCUGAAA